GCAGUUCCCGCACGUGCGCACCUCCACCUCCCCCAAGUUCCGCUGCCGGCUGCCGCGGCGGGUCCCCGUCCAGAUGGCCACCGCGACGCACGGCGAGGCCCCGGGCUCGAACGGCGCCGAGGGCGUCGAGAUGGUGGAGGCGAACGAGCUCCGGCGGCGGGGCAAGCCCGGCGACGGCCGCGCGGCCUCGGCGGCGUCGCCGGCCCGCGACGGGGCGGGGGCGGGCGCGGGCGCGGGCGCGGAGGAGGACGAGGCGGCGGCGGGGGCGCCUUCCGUGGAGCGCGCGUUCGCGGGCCAGCCCGUGCCGUCGUGGCGGGAGCAGCUGACGGUGCGCGCCUUCGUGGUCAGCUUCUUCCUCGCCGUCCUGUUCAGCAUCAUCGUCAUGAAGCUCAACCUCACCACGGGGAUCAUCCCCUCGCUCAACAUCUCCGCGGGGCUCCUCGGAUUCUUCUUCGUCCGCCUCUGGACCAAGGCCAUCGAGAGCGUGGGCUUGCUCAAGCAGCCCUUCACGCGCCAGGAGAACACCGUCAUUCAGACCUGCGUUGUCGCCUCCUACGGCCUCGCCUUUAGCGGGGGCUUUGGUAGCUACCUAUUGGCCAUGAGUGAUAAAAUUGCUGCCAUGUCAACUGAGGCAAACGAUGCUCAAAAUAUAAAAAAUCCACAACUUGGAUGGAUAAUUGGUUUCUUGUUCCUUGUCAGCUUCAUUGGGCUCUUUGGGCUUGUGCCACUGAGAAAGGUUAUGAUCGUCGACUACAAGCUGACAUAUCCCAGUGGCACUGCAACAGCCUACCUCAUAAACGGCUUUCACACGCCCCAGGGUGCCAAGCUUGCAAGGAAGCAAGUGAAGAAAUUGGGCACAUUCUUUGUCCUUAGCUUUGUUUGGGGUUUCUUUCAGUGGUUCUAUACUGCUAACAUAGAAGAAUGUGGAUUCCAAAAAUUUCCAUCAUUAGGCAUGCAAGCUUUUGACAACAGGUUUUACUUUGACUUCUCUCCUACGUAUGUUGGAGUGGGAAUGAUUUGCUCACAUAUUGUCAAUGUAUCUAUUCUCCUGGGUGCCAUUCUCUCCUGGGGAAUAAUGUGGCCCCUCAUAGCCAAGAAAAAGGGAAUUUGGUUCUCUGCUGAUCUCGCUGACACCAAUCUUCAUGGAAUGCAAGGUUACCGGGUCUUCAUGGCCAUUGCCUUGAUUCUUGGAGAUGGUAUAUACAACGUACUAAAGAUAUCCAUUCUCACAGCAGUUUCAUUAAGAUCUCAACUCAAGAAAAGUAAUGCUAGUACACUUCCUAUCUCUGAUGAUGCCAUAGUUACCGACACCGCCCCUGUCUCAUACGACGAAGAGCGGCGCAAUGAACUCUUCACCAAAGACCAAAUUCCUUGGUAUGUUGCACUUGGAGGCUAUGUUGUUAUUGCUGCCAUAUCUAUCGGUACUGUGCCGCAGAUAUUUCCACAGCUGAAGUGGUACCACAUCCUGGUAGCCUACAUUUUUGCUCCUCUACUUGCCUUCUGCAAUGCCUAUGGAUCUGGUCUCACUGACUGGUCUCUAGUUACCACCUACGGAAAGCUUGCGAUCUUUGCAUUCGGUGCAUGGGUAGGCGCCUCGCAUGGUGGCGUCCUUGCUGGGCUGGCUGCCUGUGGCGUGAUGAUGAACAUUGUGGGCACAGCUGCUGACCUGAUGGGGGACUUCAAAACCGGAUACCUGACACUGGCCUCACCGAGGUCAAUGUUCAUCAGCCAAGUCAUAGGCACGGCGAUGGGCUGCGUCAUCGCACCCUGCGUGUUCUGGCUAUUCUACAAGGCCUUCGGCAACAUUGGCGUCGACCGCAGCGAGUACCCCGCGCCAAACGCCGCCGUGUUCCGUAGCAUGGCGAUCCUGGGCGUGGACGGCUUCUCCUCGCUCCCGAAGAACUGCCUCACACUCUGCUACGUGUUCUUCGCCGCGGCGAUCGUCAUCAACCUGAUCAGGGACCUGGUGCCCAAGAAGGUGUCGCGGUUCAUCCCGAUCCCGAUGGCAAUGGCCAUCCCUUUCUACAUCGGGGCGUACUUCGCAGUGGACAUGUUCGUCGGGACGGUGAUACUGUUCGUGUGGCAGAGGCUGGACAGAGCCAAGGCGGACGCGUUCGCGCCUGCGGUCGCGUCCGGCAUGAUCUGUGGCGAUGGGAUAUGGGUCCUGCCUCAGUCGCUGCUGGCUCUUGCCAAGGUGAAGCCUCCGAUCUGCAUGAAGUUCCUGUCGAGGACGAUGAACGACAAGGUGGAUGCUUUCCUUACAACGCUAUCGUAGAAUGUUUUCUGGAGAUGAAAUGUUAAUAGUUGUGACUUGUGAAGUUCAUGUUCCGCCUGCUUCUCAUCUGCUGUGCGUGUAGUGGGGAAUAGUCUUUUCCGUUGUGAAUCCGUAUGUCAGAGAGAGGACAAUAUUCUGAGAUUAAUAUCAGAUGAAAAAAUAUGUACAGGUUGAUGAAAAGCUGUAGUAUUCCUGUUGGUCUAUUAAGUGUGAUACAUUUCAUA
This is a messenger RNA of Setaria italica (foxtail millet), 2499 nucleotides long. Its product is annotated as probable metal-nicotianamine transporter YSL13. Gene Ontology annotation, cellular component: membrane. NCBI's taxonomy places the organism in Eukaryota, Viridiplantae, Streptophyta, Magnoliopsida, Poales, Poaceae. The transcript has 6 exons. Gene Ontology annotation, molecular function: oligopeptide transmembrane transporter activity. The coding region runs from base 74 to 2275 and encodes 733 amino acids. The record is from RefSeq and is a predicted model, not a curated record.